GAAACCACAAGGGUGCAUAGUUCAAGUACAACACUGUAUGUCUCGUUGAAACUCUUGCGUUGUGGGGAUUGCAGAUUGUCAAUGAAUAUUAGUAUAGGCCGACACGGUCAGUCAAGUUUUAGUACAUUACGGGCCGUUAAAAAGCUGUAAUACAUUUCUAACUACCCGUCUAGAGCGUCUAGACCGAUGACUUUCCGUUUUGAAAGGUUGCAGGUUUCGUUUUAUUAGAGACCCCUAUCUAGAGUUCAAUUACAACAAUGGGUAUUAUCUCUGCCAUCACUGCUUUGUUCCUCGUCUUCUGGUACUGCACGGAGGCUGUUGUGAGAGCCUGCAUCCCGUGGGGAUGGAGGAAACGCAAGGAUAUCACCGGGGAGAUCGUGCUGAUCACCGGCGCUGGGAGUGGCAUGGGACGCCUCAUGGCGGUCGAGUUCGCUAAACGUAAUGCCGUGGUGGUGUUAUGGGAUAUCAACGAGCCAGGCAACCGGGAGACCAUGCGCAUGAUUAAGGCAUUUGAUGGGAAUGUCCUCGCCUACAAAGUAGAUGUAACCAAUGCAGAAGAGGUGUACGAAACAGCCAAUGAGGUCAAACAGGAGGUUGGUGACGUCACCGUUCUGGUCAAUAACGCCGGUGUUGUGACCGGCAAGCGGCUCAUGAAUUGUUCAGAUGACAUGAUACGCAAGACGAUGGAUGUCAAUGUGACGUCACACUUCUGGACGCUGAAGUCGUUUCUGCCCGCAAUGAAAGCCAAAAAUAAGGGCCACAUUAUAACCAUAGCUAGCCUUGCCGGCCAGUUCCCCGCAACUUACAUGGUGGAUUAUUGUGCCAGUAAGUUCGGCGCCGUAGGACUACACUCUUCGCUGAGAAUGGAGCUUCAAGUGGAAGGAUAUGACGGUAUUGGUAUGUUGCUGGUUUGCCCAGGACCAGUCAGCACCGGCAUGUUCAAGGGAGCAAAGUUCACGUAAGUUAGUCCUCCAUUAUGUCGCGUCAUUUCCCCCUGGCCCUAUCAGUAAGCUCGGGCUUCGUCCAAGGGAGCUACUUAGCUUACAGCUAAAUGUCUUAAAUACACUAUCGGGCCUUUGGCAAAUCUCUGAUCCGGCGAGCAUCAGGCGCAAGUGUCAUCAAGCCUGAUCAUGAAACUUGCUAAGUCCAGACAAAUUUUGCAUAUUUUAAACUGGUUGGCAACCAAGAUGCCAUAAAACUAACAUUGG
Molecule: messenger RNA, 1208 nt
Organism: Asterias rubens (European starfish)
Lineage: Eukaryota; Metazoa; Echinodermata; Asteroidea; Forcipulatida; Asteriidae
Product: short-chain dehydrogenase/reductase family 16C member 6-like
Exons: 4
Coding region: 258-962 (234 amino acids)
Cellular component (GO): lipid droplet
Molecular function (GO): oxidoreductase activity, acting on the CH-OH group of donors, NAD or NADP as acceptor
Source: RefSeq, a predicted model, not a curated record